CCACCGCCCAGUGUCUCUCAGAGAGUCUACGGCACCACAAAUCAAACUCACCCAGCGCCCGGCGGAGAGGGAAUGGAGGAUGAGCCGGGGAGAGGUGUGCGCGGACAGAAAGCCGCUCCGACGCCAGAGGGCUGAUGCGGGGAGCGCUGCGGCGGUCCGACAUGCGGUCUCUGCUUUCCCGCAGAAGAGGAAUAUGACAAGGCGUCAGGACGGGACGGGAGAUGAGACCGACUCCGUUUCGGAGCGCCUCUUUCUGCUGUGAUCUCAGACGGUCCGCCUGCGAGCCGUGUGUCUUCGGGACGAGGAGCGCACGGCUCGGAGCCGCACCGACUCCACUGUGGCUCCGGGACGACCGGCUCUGUCUGCGUUUUCCUAAAAUCCUCUGAGGAGGGGGGGAAAUUACUGGUGGAAUUCAAUAUGAAGCCCCUGUCGGCAAACUUGUUCGCCCUGCUCUUCCUGUGCGCCCUCGCGAGUGUUUUCUACGUGUGGAGCGCGCUGGAGAGCCGCUUGGAGCGACACAAGCGCAGGUUCUCCCUGCCGGGCGGAGGGUCGCUCCACCAAGGUCUCCCGGUCGACCUCUCCGCCAAAACUUUCCGGGCACUGCUGGCUGUCCCGCCGGCACAGAGACCGCGCUUGGGGGCCAGGCUCGACGCGCACAACCUCACGGAUCAGCCGGUUCCUGCGGGGAGCGGAGAUCUCCACGUGAACGUGGGGAAGAGGAGGGCAGCGCAGCGGGAGGGCCCGGUGCAGCCGGGCUCCCCGGUGGACGGCGGGAUAUUCUGGAGCGAGUGGCUGGAAGACCUCCUCCCCGUGGGGUUCUCCGAGGAGUAUGCGCGAGCGUGGCGGCAGAAGGCUCGGACGUGCCGGGUGGUGAAGCUGGAGCCGGGAUGCGGCAGGAUAUCCAAUCAGCUCGCCACUUUCGCCGACGGGACCAGAGCGUGCGUGCGCUACGGGAUCAACGCGGACCAGGUGCAGGGGGAAACUUUGACUUACUACCUUGCGGCUCUGCUCGGCAUCACCAACCUGCCCCCUCUCGCGCUGUCCCAGCUGAGCGGCGACGGCGAGCAGUGGGCGGACGUGCGGACGCGCAUCGGCGGCUUGCAGUGGAGCGAGCGCGCGGUGGUGUCCCUCACCGAGUGGAUCUCCAACCUGACCGGGGUGGUCACCCCCGCGCCCCUCCGGCAGGAUAGCGGCGGGCUGCGCCCCGUGCCGGCGGAGCUGCGGAACAGGAGCACGGCGGAGCUGCUGGAGCUCAUGCAGUGGAGCGACCUGGUCGUGUUCGACUAUCUGAGCGCGAACUUCGACCGGCUCGUGAGCAAUCUGUUCAGCCUGCAGUGGGACUCCCGCGUGAUGGAGAGGGACACCAACAACCUGCUCAGGACGCCGCGCGGGGACCUCGUGUUCAUCGACAACGAGGCCGGCCUGGUGCACGGCUUUCGGGUGCUGGGCAUGUGGGAGAAGUACCACAGCUCGGUGCUGAACUCGGUGUGCGUGUUCAGGAGAAGGACCACGCAGCGCGUGGCGGAGCUGCACAGGCGCAGAGACUCCAGGCAGAGGCUGCUGGAGCUCUACAGAGACAGCGAGCCUUUGUCUCAGGAAUCGGGCUUUCUCUCGGAUGAGCACGCCGGCGUCCUCCAGGACAGGAUAGACAGAUUAUACAAACACAUUUUGCAUUGCAAAGGGAAGUACGGCCAGCUGUGAACAUUCGGCGCGCGCAGGUGAUGGAUUUGUUGUCUGCACAACAUAAUGAGCUCUGCAAACGCGAUGGGCACACCUGUGCUGAACUGAUGAUGCGCAUUAAACAGAACUGUCUUGGAUAUCCAGCUGAACUACCUCCUGUGAAUAGAAUGUGUUGCCUACUUUAUAAAUAUGACACAUGUUUCUAAGCUUCCUGCUGACAUUUCCACUGUAGAUCCCUCUAAGAGGAAACAUUAGGGCCAGUUUAUCCUUUAUUUCACUUCAGACUGCAGAUGUUCACCUGAGUAAAUGUUAAAAGUAUAGGCUAUAUCUGUGACUGUAGGGCAUCAUAACGCACCCCUUUAUGUGUGUAUGGAUUCUUGCCUUGUUUUCAAUUAUCCCAAUGACAAACUCCUAAGCCUUAACAUAAGUUGAUACUGUGUUUCUGUUGACACCUGGCUUGGCUUUUUUUUUUAAUAUGGCCAAUUGUUUGCACAUCGUGUCACAGCCAGCACCUGCACUCUUUUUAAUUGUGUUUGGACUGCAUAUUCAGCCUUAAAGUCAUACCCAUUGUUCAUUUGGUUGAUGUAAAUAUUGUCAGCUGAACUGUUUUUUUUUUUUUUUUUGCAAAUUUGAUGCUGAAACUAAUUUAAUGUGUAUUGUAACAUUCCAAAAUCUUGUUUUCCUUUUUAUAAAGACCGUCAAAUUUAAUAUAA
Molecule: messenger RNA, 2393 nt
Organism: Salarias fasciatus (jewelled blenny)
Lineage: Eukaryota; Metazoa; Chordata; Actinopteri; Blenniiformes; Blenniidae
Gene: fjx1
Product: four-jointed box kinase 1
Exons: 1
Coding region: 418-1701 (427 amino acids)
Biological process (GO): cell-cell signaling
Source: RefSeq, a predicted model, not a curated record